ACAAUGUAUUUGAUCCCUACCGACCUCACCUUUUGUCUCUGGUCCUCCUCAUCAGCAAUUCGAGGCUCUUGUGUUCCUGAUGGCUUUCAAGAAUCUAGUGUAUAUGUUACUACUGACAUUAGUGCUGCCUGCAGUUUCCAUCUGCAGUAAGCUCGAGAGACGAUAAACGCCGGUGGAAAACAAGCUCCCAUGGUUCAUCACAAGAUGCACGAUAAUCAGUGGACGCAGCUACCGACACCUCCAGAUCUCGAUUCCAAGCGAAGAGAGCUGCAUCGCCCGUCGACGGUCGCAACACUUCACAUGGGAGCUCCAGCAGCUAUGAGCGCAAGGCUAUGGUCUCCGUUUGACUCUACUUUCGCUCAGAAAUGCUUGAGCGCUGCUCGUAUAGGCUAUGCUGCUGCCGAAGCCAACCCUGCGAUAUAUGCUCCGAGCACCGACUGGGAUCUUGGCGGUGGCGCCUAUAGCGACGACGAUGUCAGAGACGAGUUUUACUGGGCGUCUGCAGAAAUGUACAUCACAACUUCGGAAGCACAGUUUGAAGAGGACGUCAUGUCCAACUAUUACUACACGGCCAGGGCGGCCGACCAGUGAGAGCCAUGUAGAGCAAGCUACCGAAUCAAUCCAACCUGGAUCAGUUCUAGACAGCCCGUUAAAGAUAUAAUGCAGCUUGAGGAUGUUUUUCUCCAAGCUGUACGUACGACUUCCAGAAAAUGGUGAUGCCUACUUCAAGACAGGGUGACAUGCUCCAACGAGAUUCGAGGCCCGAGCUUACAUUGCUAAACAGCGUCAGAAGAAUGGCAGUAACCAUUUC
Molecule: messenger RNA, 811 nt
Organism: Aureobasidium subglaciale EXF-2481
Lineage: Eukaryota; Fungi; Ascomycota; Dothideomycetes; Dothideales; Saccotheciaceae
Product: glycoside hydrolase family 9 protein
Exons: 1
Coding region: 190-591 (133 amino acids)
Biological process (GO): carbohydrate metabolic process
Molecular function (GO): hydrolase activity, hydrolyzing O-glycosyl compounds
Source: RefSeq, a predicted model, not a curated record